Syngnathus acus (greater pipefish) is the source of this 3822-nucleotide messenger RNA. RefSeq names its product mical-like 2a (gene micall2a). NCBI's taxonomy places the organism in Eukaryota, Metazoa, Chordata, Actinopteri, Syngnathiformes, Syngnathidae. The coding region runs from base 112 to 2163 and encodes 683 amino acids. The transcript has 17 exons. Gene Ontology annotation, molecular function: protein binding. The record is from RefSeq and is a predicted model, not a curated record.
CCUAAGCCAAUCACACACUCGCUAGCAAACAGCUAGCCCCUCCCUCCCAUCCACUUCGACACCUUCCUCCGACUUCGGCAACUUCCAAACAUUUGCGAGCGCUUUGGGAGCAUGUCUGCCAUCCAGGCUCUGGAGCAGUGGUGCCGGUCUCAGUGUGACGGCUACCGGGAUGUGAAUAUCACCAACAUGACCACGUCGUUCCGGAGCGGACUGGCUUUCUGUGCCCUCAUCCACAAACACAGACCAGACCUCAUUGAUUACGACUCUCUCCGCAUGGAAGACGUGUUUGACAACAACAAGCUGCGGCAUGUCAUGUCAAUAAAUGACGAUCUCGCGGAAGUUAACUUCCUGCGAGCAUCCUGCAGCACUGAGACCAUUUACAAGACUCCCACCCAGUCUCCUGGUAAAGGAAACAUGAGUUUGGCUUUUCAAGUGGCUGAGGAGGAAUUGGGUAUCCCAGCUCUGCUGGACGCGGAGGAUAUGGUGGCCUUAAGGAUUCCCGACAGACUGAGCAUUCUCACCUACGUCUCUCAGUACUACAACUACUUUAAAGUGCCUCAAGCGAAGAAAAAUCUCCCAGUGGCCCCCAAAGCCUCGGCAACCAAACCCGCCGUUAAGAAUCAGGCUCCUUCCCCUGUCGCCAGCCGGAUGUCUCCCAAGCUGGCGAAAGCUGACUCUGAGGAGCCGAACAGCAACAAAAGUGGAACGCUCAAUAGUAAAUGUGUGACCUGCAAAGGUCACGUUCAUCUUGUCCAACGACAUUUUGUGGAUGGGAAACUCUUUCACAGGCGCUGUUUCAUUUGCUGUGAAUGUUCAGGCACGCUUCACGCAGGAGGCUACAAAGCUGGGAAGAAUCCCGACACUUUUGUUUGCCGCGUACACCCCGAGAAGGCUUCUGAACCUUCCACCGGGGCUCAAGUCAAGCCUGCGGCCAGCUUGUCAGAAAACCUCAUCGGCAUCCAGCCUGCACCUUCUUGCAAGCCCGUCCAGCCAGUCCCUCCGACUCAAUGCUGGACGACCUCGGCUCAGAAAACUCAAGCGGCCCGGCAGAACUUUCUCCAAGCAGCGCCGCCGCCUCCUGCAGCGUUCCCGCAAUGGCCGCAAAUCAGUACGAGAAAGAAACUGGCUGAGCAAAACUGCAAUAAUAACAACAAACGUCCGUUUACUAUUCGCUCAGCGGAGAGACGCUUUGGAGGAGAGUCCAGUCCAGCUGAAAGUUCCACUGCGCCAAAAGUCAAAAGCAGCACAAAUCCAGCAAAGAAUUUUCAUCCCGAGGUGAUCAAAUGCAGCAACGCGAGACCACCGACGGACGCAGAUCCUCCUCCCAAGUGUCAACAUGUGGAAAGCAAAGCCGAGGCGCCAAGAAAAGACGCCGAAUCUGCUGGAAAAGAACAUCAGUAUGACUUCAUGUCCACGUCUUUCUCCAGCGUCCCCUUAAGUCCUGCCAAGAAGAGAUCUGAGCCUUCCGGGCAGCGCUCGCCUGUCAAAUCCACGACAAAAUGGCCAACUACAGAAUCCAUUCGCUCGCCAACCUGCAAGGGAGACGUCCUGUCAGGUGCUAAAAAGGGAAAGUAUUUGUCACCCACCAACGCUCCCGGCGCAGAAAUGAGGUCACCCUCGCGCCAGUCUUAUCACAUCCCGGCGGAGCGGAUUGAGAACGAGCUGGACCAGAUCGAGAAGAGCCUGGUGCUGCUAGAGAGGGAAGGUGUGGAGCUGGAGAGGAAACUCCGCCGCUGCGAGGAAGAGGGCGGGGGCGACCUGCUGAUGGAUCCCCUGAUGGUUGACUGGUUCAAGCUCAUCCGAAAGAAGCAAAUGUUCAUCAGGAAGGAGUCUGAACUUGUCUACACAGCAAGGACUCAGGAGCUGGAGCGGCAACAGCCACGUGUUGAGCAGGAACUUCGCAGGCUCCUGGAAAAGCCAGAUCACGUCAAGUCGUCCGAGGAGCGAGCCCGUGAGAAGAUGCUGAUGUGCAACCUGAUGGAAAUUGUGGAUGGUAGGAACGCCAUUGUGAAGGUCCUGGAUGACGACCGCCUCAGGGAAUUGGCGGAGGAUGAGCAGCUAAACACAAUGAUGACAAAUUUGGGAAUAAAGAAAGGCAAACCUAAAAGGAAAUCCUCCAUCUCAAAACUGUUUGGUCGAAGACGUAAGCGACGAGUGGAAUAAUGUUUGAUAAUUCGAUAAAGCGUUGAGACAUUUUGAUGUCAUAAAGCACAUACCGAUUUGAACAUUGUAACUUAAACUUUUUAUCACUGUAAUUAGUUAAGAUUUGUGAUCGUAAAAAUCAAAGAGGUAAGAAUAUGGUUUUUAGCUCCCACUAAUCUAUACACAGCGUUAAUCAAUACUGCCUGCUUGGAAUAAGAAUUGAUCUGAUUAAUUGAUCAAUUGUCAAUCCCAGACGGUGCUCGCGUUGGGCAAUAUCACCCUCUGCUGUUGUCACUAUAACCUCACACUACAAGAUAUUUAUUCAGACAUUCUUUUAUCGAGCCUUUUCUGACUUGGGUUGGAAGUGUCAAAGAUAAAGUUAGCCCCAAUUAUAGGUGUGUGAGCACGCCGCUUAAUUAAUGGCAGGAUUAAUGUUAGAAUGCAGCAUAAACCCUUUUUUUUGGUUUGGCCUUGGCUGAGGUCUGAACUUGAUGCUCAUAUUUGUUUUCUUGUAAUGUAAAAAAAAUGAAAAAGACUAUUUGUUGUGUUUAUUAUUCACACAUUGUCAUUGGUUUUCUGUCACUUACUCAUAUUACCUGCAUGUCAUAUGACACACACACAAACGCACAUGCACACACACACACACCUCGACCAUCCCAUAGUUAUUCUUUCCAUUCUACCUUUUAAUAAUAACUUAUCAGUGUGUGCUACUUUAAUGAAUCAUUAAAAAAAAAAUGUAGCCAAUCAGGUGGCGCGAGGUCAAAAGUAGGUCGUGGGCUGUUGAAAUCGUUCCUGCUGCAUUAUGUGCAUAUUAGACACACGUGUAAUCCUUCCACAGCCUCCCAGCCAAAUUGAAAUUAUUUCAUUAAUAAUUCCAAUAAUGGAUUUUAACAAAUUUCCUGUAACGACAUUAGCGGGUGAAGACAGAGGGGUGGGGGAGGACGCGGGGCUCUUGUUAAUUAAGUAAGCCACACGUGUUGAGCAGCCUCCAUUUUGUACUGUAGGUGGCAGCCUGGCUAUGCUCUAUCACACACACUCUUACACACACACAUAGCCGCCACUUGCAAAAUCCAAUUUGCCUCACUUGCAGACAGUUAAUUUCUUUGCUAAUUUUAUAAAUGCUGUAAAAAAAAAGUUUGAGCUGUGCCGAUGCCGUAGCGCUAUGUGAAAGAGGAUUAGCUCCCGCGCUAGCUUAUGGCGGCCAAGGCUUAUAAACUAUAGUGCGGCCUUAUCACGCGUCUGACGUGCUUUAAUUAAACAUUACUCUUUGCUAAUAUCUGCGCGGCGAUUGCGGCGCACCUAAAUGUGCGGCCUCCUCGCUUUUAGCAUUUUAGCUGGGAAAGGAAAGCACGCUGUAGCAACUUUAAACUCCGGUGUCCAGCAAAUCCUUUGAAGAUUAGCGUGUGCGCUAAAGCUGAAGAGUAGUAUUCACACAUGCAGCACAUACAAGCUAAAAUAUUCUGCAGCCGAUUUUUAUUACUCCGCCUACUUUUUUUCACUUCUUCCAUUUUUCAGCCAAUUUAAACCCUUCACAUUCUAAUAGAUUCAAAACAAUUCAGGAUUUUUUUGGGUUGCAAUUAUGCAGAACAAAAGGUAAAAUGUAGAUGAACUGCAACAAUAUGACACAACUCGCGUUGAGAUGCGUGAAAUGGAGAUCACAGUCGGAACUGAGUUCUGAAA